Molecule: messenger RNA, 1824 nt
Organism: Aspergillus nomiae NRRL 13137
Lineage: Eukaryota; Fungi; Ascomycota; Eurotiomycetes; Eurotiales; Aspergillaceae
Product: MDR family MFS transporter
Exons: 4
Coding region: 1-1824 (607 amino acids)
Biological process (GO): transmembrane transport
Molecular function (GO): transmembrane transporter activity
Source: RefSeq, a predicted model, not a curated record
AUGGCUCGAUUUUCACCAAAUGGCGAGCAGCAGCCUCCCAUUAGUCGGGAGGACGGCAGGUCCAGCGCAGAAGACAUAGUCUAUCCCGCGGGUCUCAAGCUUGCCCUAUUGUUGAUGUCUAUUUUUGUCGGCAUGUUCCUAGUUUCUCUGGACCGCCUCAUUGUCUCUACCGCCAUUCCCCAGAUCACUAAUGAGUUUAACUCAGCGAAAGAUAUUGGCUGGUAUGGCACAGCGUACUUGCUCACCAAUUGUGCCUUCCAGCUAGUUUUCGGAAAGAUAUACACCGUCUUCAACGUCAAACCCAUCUUUUUAAUAUCUAUCGUUCUGUUCGAAGCUGGUUCGGCCCUCUGCGGCGCCGCCCCAAACUCGGUCACUUUCAUACUUGGAAGGGCCAUCGCCGGCCUGGGUGGGGGAGGUAUUCUCUCUGGUGUUAUCGUCGUCAUUGUCUACGCCGUUCCGUUGCAUAAACGGCCGAAGUACCAAGGCAUCUUUGGCGCUGUAUUUGCUAUCUCUUCGGUGACCGGCCCGUUGGUCGGCGGUGCCUUUACUACAAAUGUCACCUGGAGGUGGUGCUUUUAUAUCAACCUCCCCUUGGGAGGCGUGGUUCUAGUGCUUGUUUCCCUCUUGCUCCAAGUACCUGACCGUCCGGGCCUCAGGAUACCUUUGAAAGACAAGCUGCGGCAGCUCAAUAUCUUAGGCCUGCUUGCCCUCCUUCCAGGAGUUAUAUGCCUGUGUUUGGCUUUGCAAUGGGGCGGUACCACAUACACUUGGAGUGAGGCGCGCAUUAUAGCGCUACUUGUACUUGCCUUUGUGCUUCUGAUUGCCUUUGUCCUGAUCCAGAUCUGGAAGCCAGAACAGGCCAUACUACCACCGCGCAUCUUUUUCCAGCGCAGCAUCGCAUCCGGAUUCUGGACGAGCUCCUGCCUCGGCGCGCACAUGAAUCUCUUCGGUAAGCCCACAACCUUGAACGAAGAACAUGAUACCAUUCUAACCCCAGAAACGCUAGUCUACUAUCUUCCGAUAUGGUUUCAGGCCAUUAAAAGUGUCUCGGCCGUCGACAGCGGUAUCCACCUGCUUCCCAUGUUAAUACCCGUAGUUGUGGCAUCCAUAAUCACCGGCCAACUAGUCUCCCGCAUCGGCUACUACACGCCCUUCAUGAUAUUCGGCGUAUGCCUCACAGCAAUCGGCACUGGAUUACUCACUACUCUCGGAAUAAACACCUCAGAGGGCAAAUGGAUCGGGUUCCAGAUCAUAUACGGCUUCGGUAUCGGGUGCUGCUCCCAGGCACCCAACCUGGCCGCACAGACGGUGCUAGCGCGCAAGGAUGUAGCCAUCGGCGCAUCUCUCAUGUUCUUCGGUCAGCAGCUCUUCGGCUCUGUUUUCGCCUCGGUUGGCCAGAAUGUACUCUUCAACCAGUUAGCACACCGUCUCGCAGAUAUACCGGGCAUCAGUCCACGGCUAAUCCAGAGUACGGGCGCCACCGAGUUCCUUAAUCGCGUCCCAGCUGAGGACCUUGUCAUGGCUCGGGAGGCCUAUAACGACUCCUUGCGCACAUGCUUUCAGGUCGGUGUCAUUAUGGCCUGUCUUUCGGUGUUGGGCGCUUUUGGCAUGGAGUGGUGCAGCGUGAAGAAGAACCUUCCACCUAAAGAAAGAGGUGGUCAGAAGGCUUUUAAGGAGGGCAAAUGUGAUGGGACUUUGGGCGGGAAAGAAACGCCGCAGGAUGUGGUGACACACUCAGCCACACUGACGGUGGAAAAGACUGAGCAGAGGAUUAAAGGAGACUCUGGGGGUGAAAAUGUGGAGGACAUGAAGGCCGCCGUUUAA